This is a messenger RNA of Pseudovirgaria hyperparasitica, 1589 nucleotides long. RefSeq lists its product as uncharacterized. Lineage: Eukaryota; Fungi; Ascomycota; Dothideomycetes; Acrospermales; Acrospermaceae. Bases 150 to 1553 code for a protein of 467 amino acids. The record is from RefSeq and is a predicted model, not a curated record. The transcript has 2 exons.
CAUCACUACACUGCUCAACAAUCACUCGCACCGAGUCUCGAUUAUCGUGUUCCAGACGACCAUUUUUGCAGUCUUUAACUACCAAUCGAUAGCCGGCCUAUCGAUCUCUCAGCAAAGCAAGCUCAGCAGUUGGAAUCUACCAUUUCAACAUGUUCACGUCUUCACUCGCAUCAUGCCUGGCCCUCGCCCUGCUCAGCACGGCAAACGCCCAUAUGGUCAUGUCCAAUCCCAAGCCCCCUAACUUCGGGGUUCUUCGAAACGCUCCCAUGACGAGCAAUAUCUGGCCUUGUAAGAUCGGUGAAACGACGAAAGUUGAAGGUCAGGCCCCUAUAAUCUAUGCCUUCGAUGAUCCAUCGUACGGCGCCGUCACCAAAGCGCAAGCUGGAAAGUCGAUGGAAGUCGAAUUCACUGGCAGCGCUGUCCAUGGUGGUGGAUCUUGCCAGUUCAGUGUCAACUAUGGGGACACUCCAAGCAAGAACGUAGAGGAUUGGAAAGUAAUUCACACCAUCCUAGGUGGCUGUCCAGCCCAACAUGAGGGAAAUCUAGAUGAAGGAGGAAAUGAUAAGCGGGGGCACGCGAAGGGUCUGACCUGUAAGAACGCAGGUCAAGACAAGAGUACCGGUACAAAUUGUGUACGGGCCUUUGACAUCCCGAUUCCCAAGGACAUCCAAAACGGCAAGGCUUUCUUUGCAUGGACAUGGUUCAACCAUAUCGGCAAUCGCGAGAUGUACAUGAACUGUGCCCCUAUUCAGAUUACUGGUGGAAAGGAUGAUUCAUCCGGAGUCUCAAAGCUUCCCACCUUGUUUGCUGCUAAUAUGGGUGGUGCACCAGGCACUUGUAACACCGGUGAGGGGAUCCUCUCUAUCCCUGACAAACACAUAGGACAGUCUGUAGUGAACAACCUCAAGUCUGUCGACGAAGCUAGCAUCGGUAACUGUGGCAAAGCUGGCACUGGCCAUGGUAACGCUGGUGGAUAUGGAGGGGAUGCUUCUGCCCCCUCGUCUCCUGCAUCCGUUCCAUCAUCUGCUGCGUAUUCCGAGGGCGACAAGCCUGCGCCAACUCCAUCGCCACCCGCAAAGAACCCUCCGACAGCUCCAACGCCCGGAAAAAACCCGCCAGCAGCCCCGGCGUCAUACGAGAAGAGCCCUCCAGUAGCUCCUUCGCCCGCAGAGGACACUCCAGCACCCCCCUCAUCAUCCAAGGAGAACCCUCCGGCUUUGUCGCCGGCCAAGGAUAACACCACCGAAGUACCCUCGGACGGCUACUCUCCCGCCUCGUCACCGGCCAAGGACAACGCUACCGAAGUUCCUUCAGACAGCUACGCUCCCGUGGGAAGCGGCCCUGCGUCUUCGAGCAAUGGUGUCCCUUGCAAGCCAGAUGGCGCCAUUAUAUGCAUCUCGGAUACCCAAUGGGGUACGUGCAAUCACGGAUUUGCCGUGCCUCAAGCUGUCUCCGCCGGGACUGUCUGUAGCGGUACUGCCAUCAAAGCCCUUGCCAAGUCGAAACGUCACAGCAUCCACCACCUACGCUCUCAUCCCCGCUCUUUCAUAUGAGAUCCAGCUCUUGACAAACCGGCAGCGUUAGCAUUA